AUGGUCGAAGAGGCUUCAAAUACUUUCUCCACCUAUAAACUGUUGCUGGAUUUGAUGGUCUGGAGUUAAAAAUUCCCCUCCAGCCUUAUUUCUAAUCGAACCAAAGUUGAUCUGAGGAAAGAGUGCCCAGACAUUGUAAAAAACAUCAAGAAAGAGAAAGAAACCCUUUAAUAACAUUAGUAUUUUCUAAAAUUCUAUCAAUUAGUAUGGAAGAAUUCUAACCUGUGUUUUUAUGA
Molecule: messenger RNA, 236 nt
Organism: Paramecium primaurelia
Lineage: Eukaryota; Ciliophora; Oligohymenophorea; Peniculida; Parameciidae
Source: the annotation of a GenBank genome assembly